Molecule: messenger RNA, 2870 nt
Organism: Egretta garzetta (little egret)
Lineage: Eukaryota; Metazoa; Chordata; Aves; Pelecaniformes; Ardeidae
Gene: PREP
Product: prolyl endopeptidase
Exons: 14
Coding region: 148-2082 (644 amino acids)
Biological process (GO): proteolysis
Cellular component (GO): cytosol
Molecular function (GO): serine-type endopeptidase activity; oligopeptidase activity
Source: RefSeq, a predicted model, not a curated record
GAUUACCAUGGGUGUAAAGUAAGUGACCCGUACUGCUGGCUUGAAGAUCCUGAUAGCGAACAGACGAAGGCAUUCGUGGAGGCUCAGAACAAGCUUACGGUACCCUUUCUCGAGCAGUGUCCUGUCAGGGGACUGUUCAAAGAACGAAUGACUGAACUCUACGAUUAUCCUAAGUACAGCUGCCACUUCAAGAAAGGAAAAAGAUAUUUUCACUUCUACAAUACAGGACUGCAGAACCAGCGAGUUUUAUAUGUACAAGACUCCUUGGAUGCUGAUGCCAAAGUUUUCCUUGAUCCUAAUAAGCUUUCUGAUGAUGGCACUGUGGCUUUACGAGGUUAUGCAUUCAGUGAAGACGGUGAAUACUUUGCCUAUGGCCUGAGUUCUAGUGGCUCUGAUUGGGUUACUAUCAAGUUUAUGAAAGUAGAAGGUCCUGAGGAUCUUCCAGAUACACUGGAGAGAGUUAAAUUCAGUUGCAUGGCAUGGACCCAUGAUGGAAAAGGCAUGUUCUAUAACUGCUAUCCAAAACAAGAUGGGAAAAGUGAUGGCACUGAGACCUCCACUAAUCUGCACCAAAAGCUGCAUUAUCAUGUAUUAGGAACUAACCAGUCAGAAGAUAUCCUAUGUGCUGAAUUUCCUGAUGAACCAAAAUGGAUGGGUGGAGCUGAGGUAUCGGACGAUGGUCGAUAUGUCUUGCUGUCUAUCCGAGAAGGGUGUGAUCCAGUGAACAGACUGUGGUACUGUGACCUACAGGCAGAGUCUCAGGGUAUAUCAGGAAUUCUUCAAUGGGUGAAGCUGAUAGAUAACUUUGAGGCCGAGUACGAGUAUGUCACCAAUGAAGGAACAGUGUUCACUUUCAAGACAAACCGCCAUUCUCCAAAUUACCGGUUAAUCAACAUUGACUUCAGUGACCCAGAGGAAUCCAAAUGGAAAGUUCUUGUCCCUGAACAUGAAAGAGAUGUUCUAGAAUGGGUUGCUUGUGUGAGGUCCAACUUCUUGGUUUUGUGCUAUCUGCAUGACGUGAAGAAUAUUCUGCAACUUCAUGACCUAGCUACUGGUGCACAUCUCAAGACUUUCCCCCUAGAUGUUGGCAGUAUUGUGGGAUAUAGUGGCCAAAAGAAGGACACCGAAAUAUUCUAUCAGUUUACUUCCUUUUUAUCUCCAGGUAUUAUAUAUCACUGUGAUCUGACCAAAGAGGAACUGGAGCCAAGAGUUUUCCGGGAGGUGACUGUGAAAGGAUUUGAUCCUUCAGUUUACCAGACAAUUCAGGUUUUCUACCCUAGCAAAGAUGGUACUAAGAUCCCGAUGUUUAUUAUUCACAAGAAAGGAAUUAAAUUGGAUGGUUCUCAUCCCGCCUUCUUGUAUGGAUAUGGAGGCUUCAACAUAUCGAUUACACCAAGCUACAGUGUGUCAAGACUUAUCUUUGUGCGACACCUGGGAGGUGUUCUAGCAGUGGCGAACAUUAGGGGCGGUGGUGAAUAUGGAGAGACCUGGCACAAAGGUGGUAUCUUGGCCAACAAACAAAAUUGCUUUGAUGACUUCCAGUGUGCUGCCAAAUACCUCAUCAAGGAAGGCUACACAUCCCCGAAGAAGCUGACUAUUAAUGGAGGCUCAAAUGGGGGCCUCUUAGUUGCUGCCUGUGCUAACCAGCGCCCCGACCUAUUUGGUUGUGCUAUUGCCCAAGUGGGAGUGAUGGACAUGCUCAAGUUCCACAAGUACACCAUUGGCCAUGCUUGGACCACUGACUACGGUUGCUCCGACUGCAAAGAGCAGUUUGAAUGGCUGUGCAAGUACUCUCCACUUCACAAUAUCAAACUACCAGAAGAAGAUGGCAUCCAGUAUCCCUCUACGCUGCUUCUCACAGCAGACCAUGAUGAUCGUGUGGUCCCUCUACAUUCACUGAAGUUUAUUGCAACUCUGCAAUAUGUUGUGGGCCGAAGCCGGAAACAAACCAAUCCGCUUCUCAUCCAUGUUGACACCAAGGCUGGGCAUGGAGCAGGAAAGCCGACUGCUAAAGUUAUAGAAGAAGUGUCAGAUAUGUUUGCUUUUAUAGCACGAUGCCUAAAUCUUGAUUGGAUUGAAUAGGCAACAUGCUUAUUGCGGUCUCCUUUAGAAAACAAGGGCUUUAACACCAUUUAAGACCAACCAGACUACUACUUGGUGUGGUACUUACAUUUAAGAACUGCAGUUUAAUAUUUUAUUGAUCCAGCCUGCUAUGGAGUUUUGAUCUUCUGUGCUUCCCCCUUUUUGGCAUUUCUUUGAAUUUCUUUUCUACUGCGUUCCAAAGUACAUUUUGAAAAGCAUGUUAAAAUAAAUAGCAGAGCUACUGUCGGUGCUGUUGUGAACAUUUAGAUUCCAGGCUUAGUGCUAGUUGAGCUUAUUUCCUGUAAACAAUUUUAAUGUAUUUUGCACCUGUAAACAUAGCCAGAUCAUCUGUAAUUAAAUGUAAGUACUGUCCACAUACGAGAACUCUGAGCAUACUUUAUUUACACAGUAACUUACUUAAGAAUGUAAAUUGAAGGUGUUCAGUGAUAACCAUGAGGUACUGAAGAGACAGUAAUCUGGGUAAUUAAGUCAAAUAUUAUUAAAAAGCUUAUAUUACAUGCUGUUCAUAAGUGUGUUACAGUCUAUAAUAAUGAUGUUGCUAAAUUGUUCUUUGUUUCCAAAGAGACUUCAAAAUGUCACCAGUUUGCUCUUCUGUCAUCUAUUUCCACACAGAAGAGAAAAUUGGAGGCCAGGAAAAAAGAAUUCUUAGAUUCUCCCUGUAAUCUCAGUCAAGCUAUACAGAUACUCUUCAACAACCCAUCUGCUGUUAGCCCUCUAUUUCUGAAGAAUAGACCAGACACUGGUUUAAAAAAACAAAACAAACAAAC